AUGGCGAGCCUCGCCGCGCUCGCCCUCAGCCUGCUCCUGCGGCUGCAGCUGCCGCCGCUGCCCGGCGCCCGGGCACAGAGCGCCGCAGGUGGCUGUUCCUUUGAUGAGCACUACGGCAACUGUGGUUAUAGCGUGGCCCUGGGGACCAAUGGGUUUACGUGGGAGCAGAUAAACACGUGGGAAAAACCAAUGCUGGACCCAGCGGUGCCCACAGGAUCCUUCAUGAUGGUGAACAGCUCUGGGAGGGCCUCUGGCCAGAAGGCCCACCUUCUCCUGCCGACCCUGAAGGAGAAUGACACCCACUGUAUCGAUUUCCAUUACUACUUCUCCAGCCGCGACAGGUCCAGCCCGGGAGCCUUGAAUGUCUAUGUGAAGGUGAACGGCGGGCCCCAGGGGAACCCUGUCUGGAACGUGUCUGGGGUCGUCACCGAGGGCUGGGUGAAAGCAGAGCUUGCUAUCAGCACCUUCUGGCCACAUUUCUACCAGGUGAUAUUUGAAUCCGUCUCUUUGAAGGGUCAUCCUGGCUACAUCGCUGUGGACGAGGUCCGGGUCCUUGCUCAUCCAUGCAGAAAAGCACCUCACUUUCUGCGGCUCCAAAAUGUCGAGGUGAAUGUGGGGCAGAAUGCCACAUUUCAGUGCAUCGCUGGUGGGAAGUGGUCUCAGCAUGACAAACUUUGGCUCCAGCAAUGGAACGGCAGGGACACAGCCCUCAUGGUUACUCGCGUGGUCAACCACAGACGCUUCUCAGCCACAGUCAGUGUGGCCGACACCGCCCAUCGGAGUGUGAGCAAGUACCGCUGUGUGAUCCGUUCUGACGGCGGUUCCGGUGUGUCCAACUAUGCUGAGCUGAUUGUGAAAGAGCCUCCCACACCCAUCGCCCCCCCAGAGCUGCUGGCCGUAGGGGCCACAUACCUGUGGAUCAAGCCAAAUGCCAAUUCUAUCAUCGGCGAUGGCCCCAUCAUCCUGAAGGAGGUGGAAUAUCGCACCACCACGGGCACCUGGGCCGAGACCCACAUAGUUGACUCUCCCAACUAUAAGCUGUGGCAUCUGGACCCUGACGUGGAGUAUGAGAUCCGGGUGCUGCUCACACGACCAGGGGAGGGAGGCACGGGACCACCAGGGCCUCCCCUCACCACCAGAACCAAAUGUGCAGACCCCGUGCACGGCCCGCAGAAUGUGGAGAUUGUGGACAUCCGCGCUCGGCAGCUGACCCUGCAGUGGGAACCGUUCGGCUACGCGGUGACCCGCUGUCACAGCUACAAUCUCACCGUGCAUUACCAGUACGUGUUCAACCAGCAGCAGUACGAGGCCGAAGAGGUCAUUCAGACCUCUUCCCACUACACCCUGCGGGGCCUGCGCCCCUUCAUGACCAUCCGGCUGCGGCUGCUGCUGUCUAACCCCGAGGGCCGAAUGGAGAGCGAGGAGCUGGUGGUGCAAACAGAGGAGGACGUUCCAGGAGCUGUUCCCCUAGAAUCCAUUCAAGGAGGGCCCUUUGAGGAGAAGAUCUACAUCCAGUGGAAACCUCCCAAUGAGACUAAUGGAGUCAUCACUCUCUAUGAGAUCAACUACAAGGCUGUUGGCUCACUGGACCCGAGUGCUGACCUCUCCAGCCAGCGGGGGAAAGUCUUCAAGCUCCGGAAUGAAACCCACCACCUCUUUGUGGGUCUGUACCCGGGGACCACCUACUCCUUCACCAUCAAGGCCAGCACAGCAAAGGGCUUCGGGCCCCCUGUCACCACUAGGAUUGCCACGAAAAUUUCAGCUCCGUCGAUGCCUGAAUAUGACACAGACACCCCACUGAAUGAGACAGACACGACCAUCACAGUGAUGCUGAAGCCCGCUCAGUCACGGGGAGCCCCUGUCAGUGUUUAUCAGCUGGUUGUCAAGGAGGAGCGACUUCAGAAGUCACGAAGGGCAGCUGACAUCAUUGAGUGCUUUUCAGUGCCUGUGAGCUAUAGGAAUGCCUCCAGCCUUGAUUCUCUACACUACUUUGCUGCUGAAUUGAAGCCCGCCAACCUGCCUGUCACCCAGCCAUUUACAGUGGGUGACAAUAAGACAUACAAUGGAUACUGGAACCCUCCUCUUUCCCCUCUGAAAAGCUACAGCAUCUACUUCCAGGCACUCAGCAAAGCAAAUGGAGAGACCAAAAUCAACUGCGUUCGCCUGGCUACAAAAGCACCAAUGGGCAGCGCCCAGGUGACCCCGGGGACUCCACUCUGCCUCCUCACCACAGGUGCCUCCACUCAGAAUUCUAACACUGUGGAGCCAGAGAAGCAGGUGGACAAUACCGUGAAGAUGGCCGGUGUGAUUGCUGGCCUCCUCAUGUUCAUCAUCAUUCUCCUGGGCGUCAUGCUCACCAUCAAAAGGAGAAGAAAUGCUUAUUCCUACUCCUAUUACUUGAAGCUGGCCAAGAAGCAGAAGGAGACACAGAGUGGAGCCCAGAGGGAGAUGGGGCCUGUGGCCUCAGCCGACAAACCUACCACCAAGCUCAGCACCAGCCGCAAUGAUGAAGGCUUCUCCUCUAGCUCUCAGGACGUUAAUGGAUUCACAGAUGGCAGCCGUGGGGAGCUGUCCCAGCCUACGCUCACAAUCCAGACUCACCCCUACCGGGCUUGCGACCCCGUGGAGAUGAGCUAUCCCCGGGACCAGUUCCAGCCCGCCAUCCGGGUGGCUGACCUGCUACAGCACAUCACCCAGAUGAAGAGAGGCCAGGGCUACGGGUUCAAGGAGGAAUAUGAGGCCUUACCAGAGGGGCAGACAGCUUCGUGGGACACAGCCAAAGAGGAUGAAAACCGCAAUAAGAAUCGAUACGGAAACAUCAUAUCCUACGACCAUUCCCGGGUGAGGCUGCUGGUGCUGGACGGAGACCCGCAUUCUGACUACAUCAACGCCAACUACAUUGAUGGAUACCAUCGACCUCGGCACUACAUUGCAACUCAGGGUCCGAUGCAGGAGACCGUCAAGGACUUUUGGAGAAUGAUCUGGCAGGAGAACUCGGCCAGCAUCGUCAUGGUCACGAACCUCGUGGAAGUGGGCAGGCACCCAGCGGAACACACUGUGGGAAAUGCCACUCUAGGCCGCGCGGCGUCCCCCGGAAUGGUGAAGUGUGUGCGAUACUGGCCGGAUGACACGGAGGUCUACGGGGACAUUAAAGUCAGCCUGAUUGAGACAGAGCCCCUGGCGGAGUACGUCAUACGCACCUUCACCGUCCAGAAGAAAGGCUACCACGAGAUCCGGGAGCUCCGCCUCUUCCACUUCACCAGCUGGCCCGACCAUGGCGUCCCCUGCUAUGCCACCGGCCUCCUGGGCUUUGUGCGCCAGGUCAAGUUCCUGAACCCCCCCGAGGCCGGGCCCAUCGUGGUCCACUGCAGUGCGGGAGCCGGAAGGACCGGCUGCUUCAUCGCCAUCGACACCAUGCUCGACAUGGCCGAGAACGAAGGGGUAGUGGACAUAUUCAACUGUGUGCGUGAGCUCCGGGCCCAGAGGGUCAACCUCGUGCAGACAGAGGAGCAAUAUGUGUUCGUGCACGAUGCCAUCCUGGAAGCAUGCCUCUGCGGCAACACAGCCAUCCCCGUGUGUGAGUUCCGUUCUCUCUACUACAACAUCAGCAGGCUGGACCCCCAGACCAACUCCAGCCAGAUCAAAGACGAAUUUCAGACCCUCAACAUCGUGACUCCCCGAGUCCGGCCCGAGGACUGCAGCAUUGGGCUUCUGCCCCGGAAUCACGAUAAGAACCGGAGCAUGGAUGUCCUGCCUCUAGACCGCUGCCUGCCCUUCCUUAUCUCGGUGGAUGGGGAACCCAGCAAUUACGUCAAUGCCGCUCUGAUGGACAGCCACAAGCAGCCUGCUGCCUUCGUGGUCACCCAGCACCCUCUACCCAACACCGUGGCGGACUUCUGGAGGCUGGUGUUCGACUACAACUGCUCCUCCGUGGUGAUGCUGAAUGAGAUGGACACUGCCCAGCUCUGUAUGCAGUACUGGCCUGAGAAGACUGCAGGGUGCUACGGGCCCAUCCAGGUGGAGUUCGUGUCCGCAGACAUCGACGAGGACAUCAUCCACAGAAUAUUCCGCAUCUGUAACAUGGCCCGGCCUCAGGAUGGGUAUCGUAUAGUCCAGCACCUCCAGUACAUUGGCUGGCCCGCCUACCGGGACACACCCCCCUCCAAGCGCUCUCUGCUCAAAGUGGUCCGACGGCUGGAGAAGUGGCAGGAGCAGUACGACGGGAGGGAGGGGCGCACCGUGGUCCACUGCCUAAAUGGGGGCGGCCGCAGUGGGACCUUCUGUGCCAUCUGCAGUGUGUGUGAAAUGAUCCAGCAGCAAAACAUCAUUGACGUGUUCCACAUUGUGAAAACGCUGCGUAACAACAAAUCCAACAUGGUGGAGACCCUGGAACAGUAUAAAUUUGUAUACGAGGCGGCACUAGAAUAUUUAAGCUCCUUUUAGCCUGAUGGGAUGGGGAGCCUGCCGGAGCCCAGAGGCUGCUGCAGCCAAGCCCCCUUUUCUGUGAAUGGCAGUGACUGGGCUCAGGGGCUAAGAGGCAGCACCCUGCCCAACUCCAAGGAGAAGACUGGUGGUCCCGUGUUCCGUGGUGGGCUCUGCACCUUCCAAGGGGUCUCCUGUAGCUGUGGGAGAUGCUGCUGUGAAAGGCCCAGGCUUCCCUUCCACACCCAACCAGCUGUGGCCACGGGCCCGUGCAAAAGUGCGCCCAUGGCAAGGCCCUGGAUUUUUCCGUUCCCAGACCUCCUGCUUUUGCUCUUUUCAAGUUUGUGAAUCUCCUGGCAAGCCGACUGUGUGAGUGUUGGGGAGUGACAGCCUCAGCAGCACCUCCCUGCCCUAGUUGUCCUUGGGAGUGGAGGGGGUGUGGGUUCUACUCCUCCAUGCUGUCGUGGAAAUGACUGGGCUCUUGGGGGUCCCUGCACUGCUAACCCCUUGUAGUCUCCGUCAGGGAUCUCUGGCACUGGACACCUGCCGGUCUGGAUCAGUGUGAACCUUGGGAUGCUCCCGACACCACAGCAGAGGCCCCCAUUGUCACACCUAACCUGCAUGGGGCUUGGCCCGAUACCAUUCUGUACCUCUCCCCUAGCCCAGGCCUUGACCCGUCAUUCACUGGCCAGCCCACUGCAUCCAUAGCCUUUGAUAAAGGUUCUCUCUGCUUUUUUGUAAUCAGUGGGACGGGGGAGCAUGGAAUUUUGCUGCUCUUCCUUGUCUUUGUGAGAAGGAACCAUCUCUCUGGGGCAGGGCUCUGGCUGACCUUGUGUCUUUCGGGUGGUGGAUAAGAUUUGAUUAUUUUCCGAAGUGCGUAUGAAAAGAAACUUUCUUUGGGGGUGUAAAAUCCUAGUCUGUUAUGCCAAAAUAAAAGAGAGAGGGAAGUUUGGAUGUGUAACUAUAAGACAAAUCUCUCGGGCCGCUGAUCUUUCCUGGCAAUGUCCUUAAAAGAUCCCACCCUGGAAUGGCACUGCUAUUGAGCAAGCGAGACGGGCUCAUCUGAGGACAGUCCCUUCAGUUGGUGGGGCAGAUAGAGUACCAGCUUUGUGCAUCCUCUUGAAUCUCCAAAUUUGAACUCCCUCCUAGAGAAACCCCUAGCUGCCAUCAUGAGAAGGGCCACAGUGGACCCAGGUAUGUGGCCAAGGAGGUCACAGCAGGGGUCUAGGAUCUUAUCUAAAGAAUGGGUAAGACAGUGACAGGGAACCACCAUUUGCUAAGCACCUGCUGUAGGCCAGGCUUGGCAUGUUCCAUAUGACAUUUCACAUGGUCCUAGACCCCCGUGAGAGAACUACUAACCUGUGAUCAUCUCUACUUCAUGACUGGGGAAACUGAGGCAUCUUCCUCAGUGAUGAAAUUCUGGGUUCUGAAAAGGCAGACAUUGGUGAUAAGACUUAUUCAUACUGUUUUCUUCACCAUUCUCAGCAAAGCAGUUAUUUUAUGGAGGGGAAAAUAAGGCUAGAAACUUCCGAGCAGAGAACUCCACAAUGGAAAUUUAAUUCUUUCUUUCUGAUGUGAGUUCUUCUGGGAAGCCCAGAAUUUCAGAUAUAUUUUUAGUAACUCCUUCCCGGCUCCCCAGGAAAGCUAGUCUCUUCUCAUUUCUUCACCAGUGAAAACAGAUGCCUGUUCCCUCAGGCUGUGAGGUCGGCCAGCCAGGGACAUGCUCUCUACCUUGGUCUCUACUGGGUGCUCAAGCACAGUAUCUGGCAGCCUCGGGGUGGCCUGGGACCUAGGAAGCUCCGCUGGGAGGCCGGUCUAGCCCCAGACGGGAUGAGGAGCACAGAAUUCAAGAAGGCACAGUUUUUGCACCCAAGAGCUCACUGUAUACUGGGGAGAUUGCCCCCCAGUGCCGAGAUGGUAGAGCUUACGAGUAUUAUAGGAGCCUGGGAGCAAGACUCUGCCUGCCUAGGGCUUCCUAGAGGGGAUGGCAUCCACUCCAGCUGGAUCUCAACAGGUAGAAAAAGGAAAGAAAGGAAAUCAGUCCCAGGAAUCAGGAUGUGCAGUGGCAAAGAGGUGUGAAAACUCCUUGGGAUGGGGGCCGGCAGGGGGGCACACGGUAUGGUGGCAGGUGAGCCCAGGUGGAGCACAGCACUGCCAGAGGGGUGGCAGGAGAUGAGCCGGGGUCAGGGAGAAGAGAGCUCACCUGGAGCACAGACUACCCCUGUGGGCAACAGGGGGCCAGCAGAGCUCCCAAGUGAUGUGCUCGGCUCAAUGUUAGAGAAGACUCUCUCUGGAGCCAGUGGGGCUGCCUCUUCUUUCAUCAGACACUGUGAAAACAUUCCCUGAAGCGCGUGCUUUUUAAUAUCACAUCUGUUUGUCUGUCUGCUCAUUAUUUUGUUGCUGGAACAAAAUACGCAGUGGAUCAUAAGACUCAGCUUCUGUGAGACACUCAGGGUCUCUGCUCUACCACGGAGCAAGAUGACCAAUCCAGGCCUCCAGACCAUGAGGCUGGGACAUGAAAGGAGCCCACAGAAGCUGUUCCCAUUGGCCUGGGCUCUGGAGCUGUCUGGAAGUCCAGGGACACCAGACUUGAUCACGGAAGGGCUGUCACUUUGGAGGUUCAAAAGGAAGCAUCUCAAAGGGAAGGAAGACAAAGGAGACCCGCCCCCCCCAACAAACUCACUCUUCUUUGAUGGGUCUCUUCCCCACUGUGCUUGAGCAGGUCCCCUGGCUCCAGUCCAUGACUCCAGCCAGCCCUCACGCUGCCUUCAAGGAGCUGGUAACAAAGCAAAUCAGCCUUUCCUAUGCUCUUCUCUCAGAUCAUGGCUCAUCCCUGCAGAAUGGGGGAGGGGAGCUAUCCAACACAAAGCCCAAGAUUAUUCUGCUCCAGAAGGGGUGACAGAGCUGGCAGAUAAAAACGACACUGGCUUCUAUCAUUUCAAACGGUAGGAAUCUAAAAUGUGACUUCAGGGAGAAGGGAAAUUGGAAAAACUCAGGCCAUGGUGGGGUACCUGACCCAACAAGGCCAGCGAUGAUUCCCCCAGCUAAGCCCCCCAUUUCCUCAAAACCUAGCCGCUCUCCAAAGAGGACAGGGCAGUGAACAGGUCUUGGGCCCGUUUACAAGGGAUGAAACUAAGGCUCAUGAUGGGGAUAUCUUCCCGAAGAUUCCACAUGACAUGCAUAUGGCAGGGCUUGGAUGAGAUGGGGCACCAGUGCCUUGGAAUUUGGACUUGAUCCAGUCCUUGGGAAAUAAGAGCAAAUACCACCUCCCCCAAGCUAUCUUCCCACACUGCUCCACCUCGAGGAUGGGCCACCUUUCACAAGGCAGAGGAAAAUGGUAUCCAUGCUGUCUGAGCCUCCACAGCAGGAGCCAGCCUCUCAUCUCUGGGGUGCCAAAGGGAGUGCCCCCACUUAGUACAGAGCCUCAUGGUCACCUUCUAGUUAGAACCCUGUUUGGAGGAGAUGUGAGGAACUAAUGAGAAGCCAGGAACCAUCACCAGCUUCAUGCAUUUGUGGCCUAGAUGGCUUCUGGAAGUAUCAGCUGUGCCUCCACGAGUGCCCUUUCACCCUUUCCGGGCCUCUGGAUGACCACAGCACACCUCCCCUCGUGCGAACAGAGGGAUCAGAUUGUUUUUCAGGCUGGCCCUCUCUUUGUGUGUGGCCUGAGCAAUGGCCUGCCAAAUGUCAGCCGUCCCAUGGAACCAGCAGAACCUGUGUUGGGGACGCUAACCAGUGAGCUUACUGAAUUCUUCCAACAUCCCUAAGCAGUGUUCAUGUUUGUCACCAUUUUACAGACGAGGAAACGAAGGCUCAGAGAGGAGAAAUCACUUGCCCACAGUUCCCCCAGUUAGUGAACAGGGGAGCCAGGAAUUCAAUUUCUUCUGACUUCAAAAACCGUAUUUUUCCACCACUGUGUCUCAGAUUUUCCCAUGGGUCUACCCAUAAUUGCAAAGAGUAGAGUGGAACAGAAACCCAGUGGGUCUGGUGAAGCCCAAAGCAGACAAGCUUAAAAUUCCUUCACAGUCUCUUGUUUCACUUUAACAAUUCAUGCAAUACUUGCAUUCCACUCUAAUUUGCCUGAUUUGUUUUAACAGGACUAUUUUUUAAAUGAUGUGCCCUGGUCCUUCCAGUGGCUUUGGUCCCCUCAACUCUCUAUGACAGAACCUAGGGAAUCAUAUCCCAGUCUGAGAGGCAUAGUGUCUGACCAUACUGCUUCCUCCUGAGACCAAUUCCAGACUCAGGCUCAAGACCAGCUCAACUUUCCCUAGACAGAUGCUUUGGUGUGGGGAUACCACGACCUCACCAUUCACGGGUCAAUCUCAACUCAAGUUUCUUCCAGUUGCAUGCUGGAAGGAACCCACUGGCAGGCAUAUCCUGGAAUGAUGAGGAUAUGCCCAUCUGGCAUGGUGAAGGCUGAGCCCAUAAUACCCUAAAGGGAAAGGAGAAGUUGUGCACAGCCUUUCUGAGCAGAUUCCUGAAUGCUGGGGCUUCUAGAAGGUGAUGCCCUUUGUCCAGGUGGAGUCACAUGGUUACUAAUGUGGGCAAAUCUAAGGACAUGCUUCACAUGAGGGGCUGGGGUCUGGAAGGCUUCUCACUUUACUUCAACCACACAUACAUACUGGGUUCCUGCAACAUGCCAGGCAGGGCACAGGAAGCACAGGUUAUUAUGGCACAGUUCAUCCCCUGGUGAGGCAUUGGGGUUGUGGUUGGAAGAGCUUAGUCUUCAGUUCACAUCUCAGCUUGGCCAUUUCUUAGCUAUACAAUGUUGGGCCAACCAAUUAAUGGAAAAGUUGUGAAAAAAGGAGCCCCAGCUGGCUAGAAGGCAUAGAUUUGGAGAGCUUUGGGCAGGAAAAUAGGAAGGCAAGGCCAAGGAGUUGGGACCCAACAGAAAUACUCAAGGAUGCACAUGGACUACAGAGCAAAGUAGUCGCUUCUGUUGCCCAGAAGGACAGGGGAUGGGGAGGGCUGGCCAGGACCACUGGAAGCAAGGAUGUCGCUUUAGAACAAGUUUCAGUGUCCUGGAGAAAUGAUAAUUUUCCCUCUAACCAAUCAAAUCAUAUCUAUUCAUCAUCUGUUCCCCGUUGCUAAACUAGCUCCUGCUAUAUGUUCUCAGGAGGAUCCACUUUCCUCAGCUCUGGUGUGAAUCCCUGUUGUGUGCAUGUAGGUAUCAAUCUAGUUAAGCUGCUGCAGACAGCAGAAGUGAGGCCCAGGGAGGAAUAGCCAGGUACUCACCAUGUCAUCUCAGCAGGAGUAACUGCCCUACCCAGAUCCAGAGACAUCGAAGGAGAUGCUAAUUCUCCUACACCUCACUGCCGUAGAACAGAAUGAAGAAAGCCGCCUUCCUUUAGCCCACACCUGGCCACCCCUGGGCUAGGUAGACAGGCCACCAGCACCCAGCUAAGUCAGCAGUAAUGCCAUGGGAAACACGAACCAGCCCAAGAAUAAGAGGAGCAGAAUGCUAACAUUGUGCUGGGCCAGAUCUGUGGGGACCAAAAGUCAACCCCAGCUUCAGGACAGAUCAGAAGAUGAGACAUGAAUCCUGUGGAUGGCCAUUUCAUCUCUAAGCCCUGACCUGCCUUCCUCAUCAUCCAACUAGUCUGAGCCCUUUCUCAGCUGAUGAUGCCAGCUCCAAAUCAUAGCCCAAUAAAACAGGAAAAAGACAAAGUGAAUCCAACUAGAGAAGACCAGAUGAGAUUCAUCAUUAUUCCUAUAUUCCCACACAAGGGUUCAAAAUUUGGAGGUUUCCCAUGGAUAUAUAACUGAAAGUGAUAAAAUAUAUGGUGUUGGCAUCACCUAGCAGGGAUCUGCCUCUGCCGUCAUAUACAAUCUGAGCAGCAGGGAAAGAAGUCCAUGGCAAAGAGUGGAGGGGCUACUGUACUCAUUUCCUCUGACACAUAUUUCAGGAUAUGACCCUUAGAAGGACAGCAGAGAUGUCUAAGCCAUAUUAAUGCACAUGAGAAGACUUUCUUCUGGUUUGCUGGUAACCAGAGGUAGAUGUUUGCAUACCACUGGCUGUGCAACUAUCUUGUAGAGACCAAGACCACUUCUUGCAUCCCUCCUGCCCACCCUCAGAAAAGAUGGGAAAAGGUCAUCAAAAGGGCCACAUUCUCCCCUGUGAAAUCCACUCAUAAAUUUUACAUCCCCAAGAGGUGAAAUCAGCACCCACAGUGGUAGACCCCAUGCCUGGCAUCUUAGCUAUCUAAGAGCUUGGGGGUAGUCCACUGGGGCUGAUAGAAGGGAUGUGAGAGGACGCAGGAUGAGUCUAUAGAGAAGACCCUUUGGGGCUGGAUCACCAUGGAACAUCCUUCAGAGCUGCUCUGGGUGAUGGGAUUUGAACCCUGAUCCUUGGUUGGGAUGUUCAGAGAAUUAGAGUCUGGGGGCAGUAGAGCACUGGACAGGAAGGUAUUGGUGUGCAAGCCUGGAGCUCGGGGUAAUUCAUGGUUCCUUGGUGAGUGGAACUCUUAGAUUUGGGGGAGGAAGGGGAAUGUGAAAGAACCUGCCAACAGUGCACAACUGAAUCCCUGUAAGCAUACUUCAGUGCACUUGGGCUUGUGAAUACAAAUCUGUAGACCUCCUAUGGGAUGAUCUGACAAGCUCUCAGUGCUCACCAUGCCUCCCUGCCCCUCCCAUGGAAGAUCAGUGAUGGAAGGUAUUCCUUGGGUCAAAGCCCCAGGGCAGUCUGGAGCCUCAAAGGGCCAAGCGGUAUCAUCCGAGGUCAAAACAGACUUCCAAAGGGUCAGGCAGAAUGCUAGUGCCCAUAUGCCUAGAGAUCAUUGGACAAAUUCAAGCAUGGUUCCCUAGUCCCCGGUCUCUCUUUUGAGUGGAACUAGAAUCAAUGCGUGAAUUUGAUGAUUGUAAGGAAGACCUUGCUGUGUGUCAGAGAGGAUGAGCUGCCCAUCUCAGCAGUGGUCCAACAGAGGACAGACUUCAAAGAGAAGAAGGAGCAUUGCUGAGGUGACCCUGAACUUUCCUUCACCCUAGAUGGGUGAUCUGUUAUGGAGCUGGGACUGUAUUUGAACUCCUUCAUUCCUGUAGAGCACAAAGCCAAGGCUGUGCUUGGUCUGUGCAGGUUGGAGUCCCCUACUCUUCUGCCCCAGUCUUCCAACCAUGCAGGCCAAGAUGCUGCUCUGGCCCCAUAUCCAGGGCUCAUCCAGGCUGGUUAUCACCAAAAAGUCCAGGAAGAAUGGCCGCUUUGCCAUAGACCCAUGCCCACCAAGAUCUGGGAUGAGAUCAACCCUAGCUCAGGCCCACUGGCCAUCAGGGCCAUCAGUAACAGCCAGAACCAGUAAAGGUUCAAGCAGAACCCAGAGCAGGGCUUUGCUUACCACAUGCAUGAUCUGCAGAGGUUACUUCUCCCCACUCCCCACUUGAGGCCUGUUGGAGCAGACUGCAAAAGCAAAAGCAUAGUGACUCUGUUGGCACGUAAUUAUAAUCAUCCCCAGGGCGUCCGUUUCCUUGCCAGGUGGAUCCUGGGCUAGCCCAGGUGAAUCCAGGCUAUCCCAUGUUGGCAGUCAGACUCAAAAGCACUUCUCUACUUUCUGUUUUUACCCGACAUAACUAGCCAACGAAAGGCAAAGAGUCAGGGCUUCUAAGGUUGCUUUGGCUACUGGACGCCGUCAUCAUCCUCUAAGGGCCAUCAUGGGGUUCCCACUCGACUCUAGGGAGACUGACAUCAUCACAUCCACUGGGCAUAUGAUAUUGCAUGAGACCAAAGUCUCCACACUGUUUGCAGCCUUCUCCGUGAAUCCCAAUGGCCUGUGCUUGUACAGUUUGGGUGUUUGAUAGAUAAAGCACGUAUGAGAAGAGAAAACAAAAUAAAUCAACUUUUAAAAAAAGCCAGCACUGUGCUGUCAGUGUUGUUGUUUUUUUCUUUUUCCUUUCCAAUUCUAGCUUAAAAAAGCAGAAGGUAAAUAAUGUCAGGUCAAUGAAUAUCAGAUAUAUUUUUUGACUGUACAUUACAGUGAAGUGUAAUCUUUUUACACCUGCAAGUCCAUCUUAUUUAUUCUUGUAAAUGUUCCCUGACAAUGUUUGUAAUAUGGCUGUGUUGAAAAUCUAUACAAUAAAGCUGUGACCCUGAGAUCCAUG
Molecule: messenger RNA, 12507 nt
Organism: Zalophus californianus (California sea lion)
Lineage: Eukaryota; Metazoa; Chordata; Mammalia; Carnivora; Otariidae
Gene: PTPRT
Product: protein tyrosine phosphatase receptor type T
Exons: 33
Coding region: 1-4443 (1480 amino acids)
Biological process (GO): protein dephosphorylation
Cellular component (GO): membrane
Molecular function (GO): protein tyrosine phosphatase activity; protein binding
Source: RefSeq, a predicted model, not a curated record